Colletotrichum phormii is the source of this 1788-nucleotide messenger RNA. RefSeq lists its product as uncharacterized. The record is from RefSeq and is a predicted model, not a curated record. Lineage: Eukaryota; Fungi; Ascomycota; Sordariomycetes; Glomerellales; Glomerellaceae. The transcript is spliced from 2 exons. The coding region runs from base 232 to 1302 and encodes 356 amino acids.
CUUUUGAAUCCUUUUCCUCCCUUCCAUCUUUCAUGUUCUGAGAAAAAUCGCUUUCUGAGUGUGAUCAUUAUGAUGUUGGCUUGAUUUCGGCGUUUUGAGCCUCAUUCGCUGUCCUGCGAACACAGCAUAUACGCGGGAAGACGCCGAACGCUACAUCACCGAUAGCACGUCGACGACAACCGUCGAGUGGCCGCAGCCUCUACUUAAGAAGUCGACAACAAGAUAACAACGAUGUCGGCCGUAACGCUGGACUCGAACGUCUGGUACGCCAUCUCGGAGGGGCGCGUUGCGAACGUUUCAACACCACUCAACAACAACCUCCAAGAUACCAACAAUGGCCUCAGGGUCUUCGGCAAGACAGACGCGGUGUGGCAGUUCCAACCAGUGCCAAACCACGAUGGCCGGUAUCUUAUGAGACUAAGCUCGGCCGGCGUGAGUCAACAGCUUUCCGUGUGCUGGAGUUCGGCGGAGGUUCAUCCUAGUGGCACAAGAGGGUGCUUGAGAAAAACGGAAUCGGACGAGACUCAGCAAUGGGACGUCACUGAGUGGGCGAGUGAACCGGGUACCUACAAGUUCACCAACGUUGCAAACGGCACAGGCUACGUGCUCGAUGUUCACCCCGGAUCCAACCUCUUCAUGUCGAGCGAGAUCGAGGGCUCCGACGGUGUUUCGGCUCGUCAACCUGCUCAGCACUGGAUCAUGACAAGUUCAAAAGCUGUCAACGAUGGUGCAUACUCUACCAUCUACUCAGCGGGCUCUACACCCGUUAGCACCGGCUCGGCAACAGCCACAGCGACCGGAUCAGGAUCGGGCGCCAUCACUCCUACAGCAACCAGUGGAUCUGCUACCGCGAGCUCCACCGCGGGAGCAGGAUCGUCUUCAGGAGGGCUAUCAUCAGGCGCCGCCGCCGGCAUCGGUGUGGGCGUCUCCCUCGGAGCCAUCGCGCUACUUGGCGCCGGGUUUUUCUUCUGGUGGCGUCGGAGAAAGGCCAAAAAGGAGGCAAUCGUCGAGCCGAGCGAACAUCACCACGAGCUUGGCCAUGAUGGCAGCACAGUUGGUGGUAAGCACAGCCCGGGUACCAUCAACGCCUCAACACUUUCUUCGCCGUCGCCAGCCAACGACUACUACGGCGGACAAGAGUCAAAGGUUCUUGGUCACACACAGCCACAUUCUUAUGCUGCCGAAGCCAACACGAACCCAAUUUACGAAGCCCCUACCGAGGCCCGGUAUGAGUUGGAUUCGGGACAUCACGCAUCACCCAACGGUCCAGCCCAACUUCCAGACGACCAUGGAAGAAGAUGAAAACAGAACGAUAGAAUGAACCGGCAAUACGAGGCUACGGGAGUGACGGGGACUUGGGCAUAGGAGUAUUCUCUUCCUUUUAUAUACCAUUCAAUGCCAGCCGGUCAAGAAAGCUAGACGGCCUAUGUGAAUAUUUAGGGCCAGGCGUUCGGAUUCGCUGGACAUGCAGAUAAUGAAUUUGAGUUGAGUAUGACUCAGUUUACAUAUGCUCUUUCUUCUUAUCGAUGGAGAACCUCGUAAUAUUUUAGUUAGUUGGUAUUGUAUGUCGUCGCUACAAGAUCGUGAUUUGUAGUCGGGCGUUGGUGUAAUCAUUCGCAAGGGAGACCAUUCUCGAACGCGAUGGCUAUCCUUCAUGGGCUCUAACGUUAUCUGUUCAGGACUUUGAAAUGAACUGGUGCUUGCAACAGAAAAGACUAGUGUUGAUGAUGAUGAUGAUGAUGUAUUUAACGUCUGGUAACAAAAGUACGUGCCGGGCGCUAUGCCGAC